Vicia villosa (hairy vetch) is the source of this 540-nucleotide messenger RNA. RefSeq lists its product as uncharacterized. The record is from RefSeq and is a predicted model, not a curated record. The coding region runs from base 1 to 540 and encodes 179 amino acids. Gene Ontology annotation, molecular function: RNA-DNA hybrid ribonuclease activity; nucleic acid binding. NCBI's taxonomy places the organism in Eukaryota, Viridiplantae, Streptophyta, Magnoliopsida, Fabales, Fabaceae. The transcript is spliced from 2 exons.
AUGACGAUAGAGGUGAUUUGGAAAAACCGUAAUAAUAUAGUGUGGAAUAACGAUCGAGAGGGAUUCUCUAGAAUGGGAUUGCAAGCCUUCUUUAAUUGGCAAGAGUGGUUUACCGCCCAAGAUAAUCAGAAUAGAAGUUCGAGUGCUCAUACUCCUGUAAGCUGGUCCCCUCCUGGUGAAGGGUGGGUUAAAUGUAAUGUUGAUGCUGGUUUCAAUAAAACUUACAGGUCCACAAAUAGAGGGUGGUGUUUUCGUGAUGCCAUGGGUAGAUUCAUUACGGCCGGCAUUGCUUGGGAUAUCGGUAAUUUAUCGACUUUAGAGGCGGAGGCUUUAGCCUUGAAAGAAGCGGUUCAACAUGCUGUCACUUUGAACAUGAACUGUGUGAUCUUUGAAAGCGACUCUCAGUUGGUUAGUAAAGUGAAAGCAGUUGCUAGGAGCAGCAGCAACGGCGGAGCUACCAUAGGAGAGAUGCUAGCUGCUAUAGAAGAAUUGUGUUGUGAGAACGAAGCACUGCAGGAGAGUGUUAGUGACCUACAAUAA